UUUAGUGGAUCUACCUCACCUGGUGAUUUAUGUCGUCAUUUUAAUGAAUGCGGGAAAAUAAAACAAGUUUCUAUUUAUGAUGGCUAUAGAGGACGAUCUGCAACCAUGGAUUUUGUUAAUUCUAAUUCGGUCGAACAAGCGUUGAGAAAGAACAACACUAUGUUGAGUAAUACUCGAAUUCAG
This is a messenger RNA of Dentiscutata erythropus, 183 nucleotides long. The record is from the annotation of a GenBank genome assembly. NCBI's taxonomy places the organism in Eukaryota, Fungi, Glomeromycota, Glomeromycetes, Diversisporales, Gigasporaceae.